AUGGUUGUUAAGUUAGAAGAUCAUUGAACCAUAUAAGGGUCAAUAAAAGAAUAAACUCACUGGCUAGUGAUUGGAGUACAAGGAACUUGAUCCUAGUUCAGUUUCGUGUGUCCAUAUGCUGCUCACAAUCACAGGAGGCUCUCCAGGUCCUCUACCACCUGUUCUUCCUUGAGAUGGCUUCGGGAAAGCUAAUUAAGUUGGUGUUUUUUGAGCUUCUGGAGUUGGCUGCUUUCUGCAUUCCCACCCUUGUGAUUAUGGAACAGUUUGCCACUGCCUACCAAAAGACAAGCAAAAGCUCGGACAAGACACACUAUUGGCUGAUUGUUUCCUGUUCUAUUGCCUAUGUGGCUUCAGUGACUCUAUUAAUUUGGGUUCCCAUAAAAGUUCUCUUAUAUAAGAAGCGUCAUCUUUACAGAAGAAUCACAGGAUGGAGACCUGUUCUGAUGAUGUGUGUAGUGCUCACCACGCUUCCCAGUUUCAGCUUUUCUAUAGCAGUGACGGAGGUUCAGAAGAACUUCAAUGUCUCUGCUGACCCACUGCCAGAUUCCUUACCUGACCUGCCAGUGUCACUGGUUCUGUUAUCCUUGAUCUUGGUUGAUAUUAUUGAAAAACUGAGGAUAUACCCUCUUAGAGGGAGUCAAAAGAGUUUCGAAGAUGAGCACAGCCACACGUCUUUGCAACAGAUAAAAACGGUGACGGAGCAAGUGAGACAAAAUGAAGAAAACCCUGCAGCCAAAACCACCAUUGGGUUGCGACCACACAGCCAGGUUCUCGCUGUAGUGGGGCCUCAGGAGCCCUCCUUUCACUCGAGAAUUCUGAGGACAAUGUCCCACAGAGAUGUCAGGGCGGAGCUAUUCCUGUGGGGCUUUUUACUGUGGUCUGACACUGUAGAAAUGGUGCGUGUGGCAGGUCACCCUGCUGUGUACAAGUCAGGCUGGCUGUACCCAGUCUACAUCUUCAGUUUUAUUUCUCUCCUCCGAAUGAUAUUCACUCCCAAAAACCCUCUUCUCAGUUUUCUGGGCAUUCUGCUGCAGGAUUUACCCUUUAUUUUUGUUAGACUUAGUUUAAUCAUUGCCCUAGGGACUAUCACACCUGUACUGGGCCUUUGUAAAAAUGUACUAGUGACAUUCUCUUAUGUUUAUUUCAGUUACUUAACCAAACUCAGGCUUUUCUCAUCCUUUGAAAUGUCACCAUUUUAAAAAGAAAACUGUGAAGGUAGCAA
Castor canadensis (American beaver) is the source of this 1222-nucleotide messenger RNA. It is a transcript of the gene Tmem236, whose product is annotated as transmembrane protein 236. NCBI's taxonomy places the organism in Eukaryota, Metazoa, Chordata, Mammalia, Rodentia, Castoridae. The record is from RefSeq and is a predicted model, not a curated record.